Molecule: messenger RNA, 3336 nt
Organism: Ictalurus furcatus (blue catfish)
Lineage: Eukaryota; Metazoa; Chordata; Actinopteri; Siluriformes; Ictaluridae
Gene: smad1
Product: SMAD family member 1
Exons: 7
Coding region: 613-2031 (472 amino acids)
Biological process (GO): BMP signaling pathway; anatomical structure morphogenesis; regulation of transcription by RNA polymerase II
Cellular component (GO): heteromeric SMAD protein complex
Molecular function (GO): RNA polymerase II cis-regulatory region sequence-specific DNA binding; I-SMAD binding; DNA-binding transcription factor activity, RNA polymerase II-specific
Source: RefSeq, a predicted model, not a curated record
AGGUGCUAAAUAAAUACAAUUAUUAUUAUUAUUAUUAUUAUUAUUAUUAAUAGUAAUAACAACAACAACAAUAAUAACAAUAAUAAUAAUAAUAACAACAACAGCAACAAUAAUAAUAAUAACAAUAAUACUACUACUAAUAAUAACAACAACAACAACAAAAUAAUAAUAAUAAUAAUAAUAAUAAUAAUAAUAAUAAUAAUAAUAAUACACCCAAAUGGUUCGAUAAUAUAACUUCAUAAAUAAUUUAAAAAAAAACAAAUAAAUAAAAACAUGAAUAAAUAAUGCAGGAAUCGCUCCCCUUUCUGCCCGGCUCUAACUUUCUCUCGCGCAGUGAUACGCGGUGCCUACGCGGAGGAGUGAGGCGGCCCGCGACACCCUGACGCCAGGCGAAAGCAGAUCCGGUCGGCUCGAGUGAACGCUUCGUGCUCAGGGAGGAGGCGCAGAGGAGAUCAGCUGGAUAUCCGGGUCCUUUAUCGGCACCGUUUCCUGUUCUACUGGUGUUUGUGUGAGGCCUUUCUGACAUUCAGUGUCUGUGGUAUAAAAAAAAAAAAAAAACCCAAGAAAAGACCAGUCAGGACCCGGGACGUUCGGUGUGUUUGUCCCCGCAGGAUGAACGUCACGUCACUGUUUUCCUUCACCAGCCCGGCGGUGAAGCGCCUCCUGGGCUGGAAGCAGGGCGACGAGGAGGAAAAGUGGGCCGAGAAGGCUGUGGACGCGCUCGUCAAGAAGCUGAAGAAGAAGAAGGGCGCCAUGGAGGAGCUGGAACGCGCGCUCAGCUGCCCCGGCCAGCCCAGCAGCUGCGUGACCAUCCCACGCUCGCUGGACGGACGACUGCAGGUGUCACAUCGUAAAGGGUUGCCGCAUGUCAUCUACUGCCGCGUGUGGCGCUGGCCAGACCUGCAGUCGCACCACGAGCUCAAAGCGCUCGAGUGCUGCCAGUUUCCCUUCGGAUCCAAGCAGAAGGACGUGUGCAUCAACCCGUACCACUACAAGAGGGUGGACAGUCCAGUUCUGCCACCGGUUCUGGUGCCUCGGAACAGCGAGUUCAACGCCAAGCUGUCCAUGCUGCCACGCUUCCGCAACCCGCUGCACCAGACGGAGCCGCACAUGCCCCACAACAUUAAAUACCCGGAAUCGUUCACCCAGCAGCCGGGCAACAGCUUACCGUUCGGCCCCAACUCUCCCUCCAACAGCUACCCCGGCUCGCCCAACAGCGGCACGGCAAGCAGCGCCACCUUCCCACACUCACCGGCCAGCUCUGAGCCCAGCAGCCCCUUCCAGAUGCCAGAAACUCCGCCUCCUGCUUAUGUGCCCCCCGAGGAGCCGAUGACGCAGGACUGUCCCCAGCCAAUGGACACCAACCUGCUGGCCCCCAACCUGCCUGUAGAGAUCAACAACCGGACAGAUGUGCAGUCGGUGGCGUACGAAGAACCCAAGCACUGGUGCUCCAUCGUGUACUACGAGCUGAAUAACCGGGUCGGAGAGGCCUUCCAGGCGUCCUCGACCAGCGUCCUGGUGGACGGCUUCACCGACCCGUCCAACAAUCGCAACCGCUUCUGCCUGGGCCUGCUGUCCAACGUCAACCGCAACUCCACCAUCGAGAACACGCGCCGGCACAUCGGGAAAGGCGUUCACUUGUACUACGUAGGAGGCGAGGUGUACGCCGAGUGCCUGAGCGACAGCAGCAUCUUCGUGCAGAGCCGCAACUGCAACUACCACCACGGCUUCCACCCCACCACCGUGUGCAAGAUCCCGAGCGGCUGCAGCCUCAAGAUCUUCAACAACCAGGAGUUCGCCGAGCUGCUCGCCCAGUCCGUCAACCACGGCUUCGAGGCCGUCUACGAGCUCACCAAGAUGUGCACUAUUCGCAUGAGCUUUGUCAAGGGCUGGGGAGCUGAAUAUCAUCGUCAGGACGUAACCAGCACCCCCUGCUGGAUCGAGAUCCACCUCCAUGGACCGCUGCAGUGGCUGGACAAGGUUCUGACGCAGAUGGGUUCUCCUCACAACCCCAUCUCCUCCGUGUCCUAAAAACUCCGUGUCCUGGUUUCCAUGGAGACGUGCGGGUGGCGACGGGAGGGAGCGGGGUUAACGAUGGGGCUAUGGGGCAGGGCAGUUGUAUAUGAUUUGACUGGCAGCGGGCGAAAACUUCAGUCAACGAACAUCUGGAAGAUACUUGAUAACUCUGUGUGACCAAUCGAAUUCACUGAUGAGGCCAUCGUACUCGUUGCAAGUAUCCUCCUUCGGUCUUGUGACAGCAGGCGUUUUCCUAUUUCACAUUUUCUCCUUUCUUUUUUCUUUUUUUUUCUUCUUUUUUUUUGCAAAAUACAUCAGUAUUCCAUUAAAGGGGGGGUGGGGGGGGAUUUGUGUUGGUACAGUAACUAUACAUUAGAGGGGUUAUGCGACACAACUGACCUGCUUAGAGAUAAAAAUGAGUAAACAAUUGUAGACAUUAUGUGUCAGAUGAACUUUCUAGAAAGUGUCUGUGCUGUGUAGAACGGAACGUAUUACAGUUUUUAUGCUCCUUUUUGUUUUUGGAAGAAAAUGUAGCAAAAAUUAGGGGGAAAAAAAUGUAGUCGUGGGGGAGGGGGUGGAGAGGUGGAACGUGAAUAAUCAAAAGUGUUGUAAUGGGAAAACAAUUCGUGGAUUAAACGGCAUGAUUUUAGCAGAGUAGGAGCGCAUAGGCAGACUCGUGCUCUACUUUUAUUGCAUCCGACUGAUUUCAGAUGAUUUUAAAGGUAGUGUAAAAAGUAGAUGUGCUGAUUAUUAGAGGAAAGGCUGUGCAGUCUCUUUUUAUUAUGAUUUGAAUAUUUUAUUUGUAAUUUUUUUGCCAGUGUAAUUUUAACAGAUAAAGAGUCAGACGUAUGAGAGAAGAAGCAAGCAUCGUUUACCUAAUUCCUAAUGGAAAUGUGCCCCUUUAUCCUAAACGUUUAUAAUAACGAACGAAAGACUCCAGGCGUCCGUUCUCACUUAUGAAAAUGAAAUCACGCUAAAGGACAGACAACUCAAUUGUGUUUGUGUUUUGGAGCGAAGUAUUGCUUUUUCAACCCAGUGUUGCUCGAUAUCACUCUCAGGGCCAGAUGCAGUACGUCAGGAGACGCUCGCGAUGUGCCUGAAAUGAACAUGUAUCCGUCACGCAAAUUGCUCUCGGGAACCACGUGCUAAAUGCGUUCAGUGUGAAAUGCAGAUUAAAAUGGAAGUUCGGUCCAUAACAAUACAAGUUCAGCAACAAAGAAUGAAUGAGGAAGCUACUCAGUAAAUAAAUUAAAUAAAGUCUCUCGUGCCAGGAAUGAAUUUCAACCUAGAGCCUGCGCAGUUAAAUUGAUAAGUGGAUGC